Haemonchus placei is the source of this 255-nucleotide messenger RNA. The record is from the annotation of a GenBank genome assembly. NCBI's taxonomy places the organism in Eukaryota, Metazoa, Nematoda, Chromadorea, Rhabditida, Trichostrongylidae.
AUGGACAAUCUCCACAAAGGACGGAAAAUCGGGAAAACAACGGGUGACGAGUACAUACUCAGACUGAUAUCGGAGACCACUGAUACCAACGCAGAGGCACAUCCUCAGUCGGCUCCUUACGAUCAAGCGUCUCUUCGAACCGGGACCGGAAAAGCGCAACGAGGACUGACACUCGACACACGCAUUACGACAAGGAUGGCAGCCACCACCAGAGUAUUGAGGAUUGCUCCAGGGAGCGCCUUCUCAGAGAGAUAG